UCUCUAAAUUAAGGGGGGUUACUUCGAGUUUCCCCUCUUUCUCGUCUCUCCCUUCCCCUUCUCCUUCCCCUUCCCUUUCUCUCUCCCAAGACGAACGAUAGAGACAUCGAAUAGUAACCCCGCAGGUGCUCGUGGUGAUCGCCGAUCACCAUCUCGCUUUCUGCAGUUUCGAUCCCCGAUAUCCGAUUUCGCCCUGCCGCGGUCCUCUCCGGAAGGGCCUAGGGUUCGGGAGAUCGGAGAUGGAUGAGGAGAACGAACUCGAGGAAGGCGAGGCAUGGUCGGGACGGGAGGACGACUCCUGCAUCGACCCUGAUGCAUUCUCCUACAUUGAUAAAAAGAUCCAGGAUGUACUGGGGCAUUUCCAGAAAGACUUCGAAGCUGGGCUUUCUGCUGAGAACUUGGGUGCAAAAUUUGGAGGAUAUGGUUCUUUCUUACCUACCUAUCAGCGUUCUCCUUUAAUUUUAAGUCAACCUAGAAGUGCACAAGAUGUUCCAAGUCAAAAUGUCACAAAAUCUCCCUACAAUCCAUCAGUCAAGGUUACAAACCCAAACGUUUCAGUUACCAUGAGCGCAUCUUGUUUGAAAAAUAACAGUGUUAUGGUGCCACCAGUGGACAACUCAUGCAAAAGGGACAUGUGCGUGAAUGAACCAUACAUUCAGGAGUCCAAUUCCCAACAUACUUCCUUAGAUAAACCAUCUAACAUUACUGACCAGAAACCACUGAAGGUUCGCAUCAAAGUGGGUUCUGAUAACACCUUGGCUAGAAAUAAUGUUACCAUCUAUAGCACUCUGGGCCUAGAUAUGUCUUCACCAUCAUCGUUUGAGGACAGUCCUCAUGGGAGCAUAGGGAUCUCCUCUGAAUUCCAAGAUUUGCCUGAUGAAUCUCCCAAGACUAUUUUCCAGGUUAUGACAUGUUUUGUGGUUCCUGGUGGCCUUUUACUUUCACCUCUUCAAGAAAGUCUAUUUCAAUUGGUUUUAAAAGACAAUUCUUUUGUCAACAAGGGCAAAAGAGGAAUGCUUUUCCAGGGAACGCCUGUAAUGAAUUCAGACUUUGCAUAUUAUUCUACAUGUUCAAGAGAAGUCAAAGGUCAGAUGGAGCAGCAAACGAAGUCUAGUGAGCACAAAGGAAGACCGAGAGUAAUUAAGAAUGCAGACGGAAAGAAUGAUGUAAACUUGAUUAGGGAAAUUGACAUUGAAACCCAAGGAGGACAAGAGCUUGCGCCAUCCUCUAUUUCGAACAAUGCAGAUAGAAAAGCAGAAAGACUGAUGGUUGGAAAUACUGCAAAGGAUGACACCAAGAUGUUGGAUCAUCAAUGGAAAAUGAAUGAGGCAUCAUUGAAGGGCAUAUCAACUUUUCCUGGUGCAGUAGAUGAUAAACCUUAUGACUUAAUUGAAAGUACAACAAAUAAUGAAAUUACUAAUUCAGGAAAUGAAAUAACCUGCUCAAGAGGGAAAUUGAAUUUAAGAGCAAGCAGGACAGAGAAAAAGUUGGAAGAACAAAAUUCAAACAAACAAAAGAAUGAUAACUCUGAGUUGCAGAAAGAAGUUAGAAGAAAAGUUGAUAAAGAUUUUGGUCCCUACUCAAAUGGACAAAAGAGAAGGAAUGGGCAAAUUACUGAGCCUGCUGAUCACAUUGAAUCCAAUUCUUUUCCACACAAGGAGAAGGCAAUGGGAAGAAAGGACCAAAUAUCUGACGGGAAAAAGAAGCCAAAAAGUCGAAUCAAUUUCAGAUCAUCAGGGGAGUUCUUGAAGGACAAUAUCAGCGGUAGCUCAUCUGCAGCACUGAAGGAAAGAAAGAAAAAUUCUCAUGCAAGGACAGACCAUGCUGAGAAGAAGUCUAAUGCUCUAAAAUCACAUAAACAGUCAAGUGGGGCUUCCUUUAGAGAAUUCCAUGGAAAUAUUAAAUGGGACAAUAAAUCUGAACCAUCGGAGAAUGAAGUUGGUUCACAGGAUUUUCAUUCAAAACGUAAAGGGAAGUCCAUGAAGCCUAAGCACGAGAAGUCCGUUGUGUCUACACAUACAUUCAAGGAAAAGUCAGGUUGUAAGAAGGUUGAGGAAACUUUAACCUCAGGAACAUUCAUUGAUGAACCAAUACUGACCCCUUUGACAUGCAAUGUCCUAGCUACAGAUGCAACUGUUGCCCCUCCAGCGCCUGCUAUUAUCAAUGAUGAGUGGGUAUGUUGUGACAUAUGCGGAAAGUGGCGUCUUUUACCAUAUGAGACCAAUCCUAGUGAUCUUCCCAAUACAUGGCAAUGCAAUAUGCUCAAUUGGUUGCCUGGGAUGAAUAGUUGUGAAAUCGGUGAGGAGGAGACAACAAAUGCCCUAAUUGCUUUGUAUUUACCCCUUGCCCCAGAAAACGGUGCUACCUUAGAUGGUUGUCACAAUGUUGCCAGUUCUAGCACCUCUUUUGCUGGUGGAUUGCCCCUUGGUCAGAGAAUUGAAGUUAAUAUUCAAAAUGUACAUGGUACUGGGAAGAGGAAAAACACAUUAAAGGAUGCUUCAGAUAUGCUAAGUCAUUCAACUCCUAAGUGCUUUCCAGAUACUGUAAACAGGGGCCAGCUGGCCUCUGUUAAAUGCGAAAUUUCAAAUGAGGCAAAUAAGCAUCAUCCUGUGGAAUUGAACUCAAUGAACAAAGUUGGCCUUGUUAAUGAAAGCAGAUCAUCCGACUUCAACAGAGAGAAGCAGAAGAUAAAGCAAAAGUAUAAACAAAAAAAUCUUGGGUUCUACUCAGAUGAAGAUGAUCAUGGUAGACAAAGUGAGAAACAUUUAAAAUUGAAAAGCAAGAGAGAGGUUGAUCAAGAUGAUCUUGGAUCUUCUAAGAAACCUAGAAAAGAAAUCUUGCAAUAUUCUGACAAAGAAUGUUCCAACCAUAAUUUAUCUAUGGAGGCUUUUGAGGAAACUGGCAUUGGUGGUUGUUCAACCGCAGGAAUUGCUACUAAUGAGUCCAAGCAGAGGAAACUGCCAAUGCCAAAAGACUUAAAAUGUGACUCGGAUGUCAAUUCCGCUGCGUCAUCAAAGAGGUUGCGGGAUGAAGUUCAGUUCAAUGCUUUAUAUGUUGAUAAGUCAAAUAAUCUGGACCUUUCUGCUAAGAAAAGGAAAGUAAAAGAGUGGCAAGAGGGUGAGCCCAAUCAUGAGGCUCUUGUGACUAGCCAACAUUUGGUAGAAAAUGAGGUUAUUGUUAAAGGAGCUCUAAGUGAAUCGAAGCCUGUAAAGAACAGGAAGGCGUUGUUAUCAAUACCUGAAGGAGAAGGAUCUAAAGCAACUAAACUGAAUAGCAAGAUGGAUCAAAAAGGUAAAUUGACCAGAAUGGCUUUGCCUGCCAGUAUAGAGCAUCUACCUGAUCGAAUAAAUAGGCAAGCCUCAUAUACGAUGGUAGAAGAGCAUAGGUCAAAUCAGAGCCGAGGGAACUCAGCAUCUCCAAGGAACUUGGAAUUCAAUUUCUUGAAGGGGGAUAUGGUCCAUUCACAGCCUCUUGCUGCAGCUAACUCAAGUUCUUCAAAGGUUUCAGGCUCCCGGAAAAGUAGAUCCAAUCUUAAGGAAACAAAAGGUUCUCCAAUUGAGUCAGUUUCUUCAUCACCUUCAAGGAUUCCUAGAAUUGAAAAACCUUCAUGCAAAAGGAUCUUGGAGCAAAAUGUUGAUGUGAUCAAUUCUGGUUUCUCAGUCUUAAGGAGCCCCAAAGGAUGCGCAGAUAGUGAAGUUAAUGGUGGAAGUGCCCCGUCUGGAAAUGAUAGGAAAGAGAGAGUCUUUUCUCUUCAACAUAGAGGUUGUAAAUCUGAUUUGGGUAAGAGUAAACUUCGGAUUUCUGGUUCUUGCAAGGAGAUGAAUUUGCAAUCUACAAAGAACAGCAUUGGAUGCAGACUUGAGGAUAGCUUCGGUCCUUGUGAGAGUGAAAAAGGCAACACCCAGGAGAAGGAUGAGAAGGAUAUCUUGAGGAAAAAAGACGUUACUUUGAAAUGGAUGACCGUUAGGCAAGAUAAUAUCUCGACUUUGACAGUGCAAGAAAACAUGAAUGCUAAUGGCACUUCUCAAAAUGAAAAAGCAUUGAACCACCCUUGUUCAGAUAGGAUUAAUUGCGGAGAAUUGCCUUCUGAGCUAGGAAGGUCUCAGUUGAAGCUGACUUCUGGUAAUGAACAAGAAACAAAGUCUUGGGGUCCUCCUUUGGUAUCUUCACCUCUCAAGGCAAGUAAAACAGCUCUUGAGGUAGUUGAUGCAGUUAGUGCUGAUGUUUUGAAUUUUGUCAAACAACAUAAACAACCAGAUAUCCGCAAUGGAUUGCACCAUAAUAAUCUGAGACAUGCUGCUCCUGAUGGUCCUGACCCAUCGAGUCCAAUAAGAAAGGAAAAUCAUUCUGUUAUGUUGAAAGAGGCAAGAGAUCUUAAGCAUACAGCCAAUCGCUUAAAGAGUGAAGGACUGGAACUUGAAAGCACUGCCCUGUACUUUGAGGCAGCCAUGAAGUUUCUGCAUGUUGCUGCUCUCAUGGAACCUAUCAAUUUUGAUUGUGCUAAACAAGCAGAAGCAGGCCAAAUGUACUUUGAAACAGCAAAACUAUGCAAAUUUGUGGCCCAUGAAUACGAAAAGAUCAAGGAGAUGGCUGCUACUGCUUUAGCAUACAAAUGCGUUGAAGUAGCCUAUAUGAAGUCUGCAUACAGUAAAAGACCUAAUGCAAGCAAAGACCUUAAUGAAUUGCAAGCAGCUUUUCAGUUUCUUCCUCCAGGUGAAUCACCAUCAUCUUCUGCUUCAGAUGUUGAUAAUUUAAACAAUCAGGCUAUAUUAGGCAAGGAUGCUUCAGGCAAGGAUGGAAGUUCUCCUCAAGUUGCUGGCAACUCUGUCAUAGCUGCACGCCAUCACCAACUUAUGUGGUUGCUCCGUUAUAUAAAUGAUAUAAAUUGUGCAUUUGAAGCGACUAGGAAAUCACAUAUUGCUUUUGAAGCUGCUAUUGUCAGCCUGCAAAAGGAUAGGGUGGAUGGCAUGUCGUAUGUAAGAAAGGCUCUUGAUUGCAACUUUUAUAACAUAGAAGGGUUACUGCGACUUGUACGGCUUUCACUGGAGUCUAUUGGUCGUUAAAAGUCUGAGAUAAAGGCGAAUUCUUCUGUGAAAAAUAACUGUAGAUAAUGUCUCUUCCGGCCACUCUGCUAUGCUGGACAUGCUGCGGUGAAUAUUGGUGAUUGGUAGUAUUUGACUUUCUGAUAGGAUACUAUUUCUUCUUGAAGAUAUCCACAUUCUUUGGGUUCUUUUCCUGGAAAAUUUGUAGGAAGAGGCCAGCUUGCAAAUUUUGUAUAGUGUCUUUUGCACCCAGCAUUGUAUCAGACUCUGAUAAGAGCUUAGGCUAUCAACCAACAGCACUAUUGAUGUGAGAUAUGAAUUGGGUUUCUUCCUGUGCCUUAAAACAAGGUGGAAACUAUGCAACAAAUAAAGGUGUUUUUCACACUCCAGAUAUGAAUUUGGGCUUUCUGGUAACUGUGCUAUGAAUGAAUAAACUGACAUGUUAUGGUUUACUUGAUCUUCAAGGCCUUUUCUUCCGUCACUUCAAAGUAUCUGAAAACAUGUCAGAAAUUUAUACAUAUACAAGCUUUCUACUAACAGUUUGAUAUGAAGUGCCAAGUAUCUCUUCCAAACGCAAUGCACCUCUCUCAAUUGCAAUGAAGCCCAGAGUACUGACAUAAUCUAUCAUGAUUGGAUAUGGCUGCACGAUUUGGCAUCGACCUGGCAGCACUUUGCUGUUGUCAUCAGUGAGCAUUUUCAUUUGCGAAUUGUACAGAAGAGUGUUUGGAGUUGGAACUCUGACUCUCUGUCCCAUUUGUAAUUAGAGAGUACUGAAUUGAAUUGAUUCAUUUUCUGAUAAAAAUCUAUGUAACUUAAUAUGACAUUGACAGGAUUAUGGGCAUAGAAGUGCCUAAUAGAUUCUUUGUACAGUUCUUGAUCUUA
Molecule: messenger RNA, 5924 nt
Organism: Musa acuminata AAA Group (dessert banana)
Lineage: Eukaryota; Viridiplantae; Streptophyta; Magnoliopsida; Zingiberales; Musaceae
Product: cysteine-tryptophan domain-containing zinc finger protein 7
Exons: 12
Coding region: 240-5063 (1607 amino acids)
Molecular function (GO): zinc ion binding
Source: RefSeq, a predicted model, not a curated record